AUGGUGGAAAAGGAAGAUGACUGGUCCUCCGACUCUAAUCAUGCCCUCCAAAUCUCCCUCGUCAUCCCAGACGUCGGCGCCGCCAAACACAUCCACACCUUUCACCCCAAAAUGAGCUACUCCGUCUUUGGUGAUGACGAGCGCAUCUUCGGAUACAAAGGCCUCAAGAUCCAUCUACGCUACAACUCCAGCGAUAUGCGACCCAACGUGCUGGUUUCGUACGAGAAGAAGUUCAAGGCGGUGGGGGACACCGAGGCCACCGAUGUGAAGGAGCUGCUGGAGCCAUACCUGCCGAAGCUGGCUUGGGAGAAGGCAAGCUUGUUCGAAAAGCAGAUUGUUUGUCCUGCCGAAAACGACUGGACACCCCCGGGUGAGCUGAUCAAGACAUUUACGCAGGGCAACAAGACGCUGGAGAUUUGGAGGGGUGAUCUGUCUGAUGCGGCGGUAAGGCAAAUGGUCAAGCGGAUUCAGAUCUUGAUCCCACUAUUUAUCGAAGGGGGAUCGGUGAUCGAUCUAGAGGAUUCAGACUGGUCCUUGCAGAGAUGGACAGUAUUCUUCCUCUACCAGAAGGCCCAGACGAAGGUCCCGGGCCAAAGUCCGUACACGUUCAUGGGAUACUCGACAGUUUAUCGAUUUUACUAUUUCAAACCCGAAAAGCCUGCGAAGGAUAAGACAGUCGACUUUCAUCUUCCCCUAAACAGCAUCUCUUUCGCUUCUCUGCCUUGCCGGUCGCGGAUAUCACAAUUCAUCAUUCUGCCACCAUUCCAAGGGGGAGGCAACGGAUCCCGAUUCUACAACUCUAUAUUCGACUACUUCCUGGCCGAGCCGGAGACAGUGGAGAUUACAGUUGAAGACCCGAACUACGCCUUUGAUGAUAUGCGCGAUCUCAACGACCUUGCUCGCCUUCGAGAGCUCCCCGAAUUCGAAGCCAUCAAAAUCAACACUGAAGUCGUACCAGACCCUAAAGGAAACAUACCAAACAACAUCGUCGACGAGGCCGCCCUCGAGGAGAUCCGCAAAAGCGUCAAGAUUGCACCCCGCCAAUUCCUUCGUGUCGUCGAGAUGCACCUCCUCUCCCGAAUCCCCACGAGCGUCCGUCGCUCGACCCUCGAUGCGGGUAGUGAGAAGAAAAUCCCUGCCGUCGACGAGCCGUGGGUUCAGGAUUACAAUCUGUGGCUGCUGUGGUUGACGAAGCGGUUAUGGAAGCACAACCGGGACUCGUUCGUACAGAUGGAGAAGGAACAGAGGCUGGAGGCACUGGAUGGGGUGGUGUGUUCGGUUCUGGGGGAUUACGCGCGGCUGUUGGAGUUGUAUGAGGCGAGGGCCGAGAAGACGGGUGAUGCUAGCAUCAAGGCGGCCGAUGAAGUCGGCAUGAAGCCUGGUAUGAGUGGGAAUGAACAGGCGUCGAAUUUUCUUGCGGCGAAUGCACAGUCGUAUGGAAAGAGGGCGAAUCCGAGUGAUGAGGGCGAAAGCUCAUCGAAGAAGGUCAAGGCUAUGGACGCGUAG
Molecule: messenger RNA, 1506 nt
Organism: Drepanopeziza brunnea f. sp. 'multigermtubi' MB_m1
Lineage: Eukaryota; Fungi; Ascomycota; Leotiomycetes; Helotiales; Drepanopezizaceae
Biological process (GO): subtelomeric heterochromatin formation
Cellular component (GO): nucleus
Molecular function (GO): histone binding; histone H4 acetyltransferase activity
Source: RefSeq, a predicted model, not a curated record